Messenger RNA from Pochonia chlamydosporia 170, 561 nucleotides. RefSeq lists its product as hypothetical. Lineage: Eukaryota; Fungi; Ascomycota; Sordariomycetes; Hypocreales; Clavicipitaceae. The transcript has a single exon. The coding region runs from base 1 to 561 and encodes 186 amino acids. The record is from RefSeq and is a predicted model, not a curated record.
AUGUUUGGUCGAUUCAUCACAUCCCUAUGGAGUACUAAGAACGGAUACUUGUUAUGUCGGAGGAGAAUGGCUGGUGACGAGCGGGACAUAUACGUCAUAUCCACCAGACUCUUGGAAGCGGUCAAACCGAGGGUCAAGCUUCUACAAGAAUUUCUUGUCAUGGUUGGGGACGGUCCCAAACUCAGGAACACGAAAACUCCCACAACAAGGUCACUCAACCAACCUCGAGAUCCCAACAUCUGGAAGGAGACAAAUGCGAAUUAUCGAAAUUGCAACAUGGAAAAGUUGGCCAGCAGGUUGUCGAGAAGACAUGGUUUGCCAUGUUUUCUGGGGUCGCGACUCCAUUCUUCAGACCAACAUGGCAUUGAUGAUUUCGAUGGCAGACUGAAAUCCUCGAUCUUUACUCAAAGUCUCCGCCACCGAUACCAAUUUAGACAAUUUAGACCUUCAUCCACACCACCACAAUCAAUGAAGAAUUCUGCACAGGCAAGACAGGCAAGGACAAAAGCUGCCAGGUCAGGGUUUACUUUUGCUCAGUAUCCACUGACUGCGCCGCGCUGA